This is a messenger RNA of Mirounga angustirostris (Northern elephant seal), 1086 nucleotides long. RefSeq names its product Fc alpha receptor (gene FCAR). Gene Ontology annotation, cellular component: plasma membrane. Bases 167 to 988 code for a protein of 273 amino acids. The transcript has 5 exons. The record is from RefSeq and is a predicted model, not a curated record. NCBI's taxonomy places the organism in Eukaryota, Metazoa, Chordata, Mammalia, Carnivora, Phocidae.
AAGUUCUUGGGAAGGAACCAUUACCUGUGGGGCAAUAGAUGGAGAAAUUCUCUGACUAGAGACUCUGACCUCAUACUUCCUGCUGAUCUAACUGUCUUAUGAGGAUCUGUCAUUCUGCAAAUGUGCACCAACAAGAGACUAACUGGGCUGAGGCCAUAUCAGAAUCAUGGACCCCAGAGACACCAUCCUUCUCUGUCUCGUGUUCUGUCUGAGCCAGAAGAUUCAGGCACAGGAAGGGGAUUUUCCUGUUCCUAUCAUAUCUGCCACACCUGGUUCUGUGAUUCCCUGGAAUGACUCUGUGAAGAUCCUGUGUUGGGGGACUCCCGAGUCUUACUUGUACCAACUGGAAAUCCUGGGAAACUCCACAUUCGAGGUGGUGGAGAAGAAAUUGGGAUUUCAGAAGAAGGCUGAAUUCCUCAUUAAACACAUGAAUCCAAACACUGCAGGACGUUAUCAGUGCCAGUAUAGGAAACAGGACCACUGGUCAGAGCACAGUAAAGCCUUGGAGCUGGUGGUGACAGGCUUCUACAACAAACCCUUCUUCUCUGCUGACCAGGGCAUUGUGGUGAUGCUAGGGAAGAAUAUCUCCCUGCAGUGCAGGUCAGCACACAUCCCAUUUGAUAGAUUUUCACUGAUCAAGGAAGGAGGAGCCACCCUGUCACAGAACCAAAAUGGCAGACACCAAGGCACCUUCAUUCUAGGUCCUGUGAACCAAAGCUUCUCAGGGAACUACAGGUGCUAUGGUUGGUACAGCAGCAGCCCUUAUGUGUGGUCAGCCCCCAGUGAUGCCCUGGGGCUUGUGGUCACAGAUAUAAUGAAACAAGAUUACACAGUGGGGAAUUUGAUCCGAAUGGGUGUGGCAGGGCUGGUCCUUGUGGCUCUCUUGGCCAUACUGGUUAAAAAUUGGCACAAUCAUCAGGCUCCAAACAAGGAAGACUGUCCAGAUCUUUCUGAGCUGAGCUGGAGUAAACAGAAAUGUCAGACAUAAUGGACCUUUGGACAAACUCCUAACAGCCAAAAGGUAGACACCUGUUGCUGAAGUAGUAAUGAGUCAGCACUUGCAGAGUUCUGCAGAGCUACUGGGAG